CGUGCCUGGAGCGGGGCGGCCAUGGGCACCCGCCUGCGGUCCGCUGCGCUGUGGGGGGCGGCGCUGGCCGCCACCGCGGGCGCGGCGGCCUGGGUCUGGGUCCGCUUGCGGAGCCGGGCAGCGCCGACUCCCGAGUGCCCGGUUGCCGCCACAGCAGCCGCCGAUCAGGGUACAGGGCACGGUAAGCAGAUACUGGUGCUGGGCCUGGAUGGGGCUGGGAAGACCAGUGUUCUCCACUCGCUGGCAACUAACCGUGUCAAGCGCAGCGUGGCUCCCACCGAGGGCUUCAACGCCAUCUGCGUCAACACCGAAGAGUUACAGAUGGAGUUCCUGGAGAUCGGGGGCAGUGAAUCUCUGCGUUCAUAUUGGAAGAUGUACUUGCCCAAAGUGCUGUUGCUAAUCUAUGUCGUGGACUCGGCUGAUCAUGCCCGACUGCCUGUGGCAAAACAGCUGCUUCAUCAACUGAUCCAGAACAACUCCACCCUGCCGGUGGUGGUUCUGGCCAACAAGCAGGACCUUGAAGGCGCAUAUUGCAUCACCGAUAUCCAUGAUGCUCUGGCACUGUCUGAUAUUGGAGACAACAGGAAGAUGUUCUUGAUUGGUACCCAUGUGGCAGAAGAUGGCUCUGAGAUCUCCUCCAACAUGAAGGAUGCCAAGGAGCUCAUAACACAGCUGGAAGCGAUCUCUCCUCAGGAGCGCUGCCCUCAGCGGCCGUUGCCGUGGCGACGGGAGCGCGCACCAUGGCGCCUGCCCGGCCGCGCGCCGGUGUGUGGGGACGGGGCAGUGUGGGGUGGCGGGGGGUGGCCCCUCCCGGUCGGGCUGGGAGACCCUGUGCCCCUCAGCCAGCCGCGGCGGGGCUCGGGGCGGGCCGGCAUGGCGGAAGAUGCACAGACUCCACCCACGCUGCAACUGUUUAACAUUGAAGAGCAGGCAGUCCAAGCUGCGGUUGUUACCAAGCUUUUAAAUUCACCUCUUCUUGUCUUUGCAGUUCCUUGUUACUUGUCUGCAUGUUCCCAUGACAGGAUACGGGAGCUUGCAGAACCCAAGAAAGCAGCUUGUGUAAAUGACCUCAGGCUUGUUUGGGGAAACCAAGAGACAAUAUGGACCAUCUCACAGCACGCUAUAACAGCUAGACCAUCCGCAAGGAUACUGGAAUUGGCCAAGCCCAAGCAAGAUUUUGGCAAGAACCUAUACAGGCCCCUCUACUUGUACAGCUGUGGAAGGGAAUCAACAAUCUGGGAGCAUCCCUCACUAGAGGAUUUUUACUUACCUUCUGCUCGGCUGUUGAAGUUGGCUGAACCUAAACAAUACCAGGCUGCUUACCUGCUGCGAAGACCUCGCAUGUCCCCUGAAUGGCCUGUGUCACCAGCGGCACUGAACUAUAAGGCCUCCCCACGGAUUGUGGAGCUUGCCCAGCCGAAGAUGCUACACCCAGAGUUCCUGCCGGCCAAAAAGGUGCCAACACAGGUUACAAAUGCUGCAGCCUUGGCCAGAGCAUCCUCACGGAUACAGCAGCUGGCAAAGCCCUCAGUCAAGAAAGUGACCUGCUGCUAUGAGUAUGGCCCUUUUGAAUCUGCCAUUCGCCCGGUUUCUAAGUUUGCUCAGCAGGCAAUUGCUAGCCCUCGGACCCUGGAGCUGGCUAUGGCGAAAAGAUUGCAUCCUGGUUAUGUGCCUGCGCGGGACGCUGCAUGGUCAGUGACAAAGGCUGCAAAGCAGGCAGUGGCUACACCAAGGCUUGUGGAACUGGCCCAGCCUUGCAAAAGGCUUCCUAUGAACUUGACUCAAUUCAACCCAGAUGCCUUCACCGUGAAGGAGUCUGCUAAGAAGGCAAUUUGUUCUCCUCGGAUCAAGGAACUGGCUCUUCCAAUUAAGCGCUGAGCUCCCUCAGAAGCACAGCCCUCUGCUCAUGCCAGCUGUCCCCCUUGGAACAUCACUCUGUUCGGGCUGUGCUGUGACUCUAAAACCUACUUGAACACAGCAGCACUCACUAGGGAACACUUCUUAUAAGCUGCCACUCUUACUGGGCUAAUCUGGGGAGUUAAAUAAAACAGUCAUUCCAUAAGCACAAAAUAGUCACCAAGGGAAAAAAGCAGGAUUUGACCUAAUGUGGGAAGCCUUUCUCCCUAGGAUGAGUUAUGUCUGGAUUUUAUAUCUCUUCUUAUUUUUUAGCUAUAGUAGUUAAAGAAGUGAUGAAACAACUGCUGAGGGAUGCCAGCACAGGAACUGUUUUUUCACAUAAGUAAGUGUGGCAAACCACAGCCAAUGGCACACAGCGUGUUGAUGCAAUGCAACUCCUGACCUUGGGUUUGUUAAAUUUUUGGUAAAGUUUAGAGAUCUUCUCAGUGACACUUAAAGUUUUGUGCUUGUGACAGAAAUAGAAACACAAAAGGCUGCAAAAUUCCAGAUCCAGGGCUGGAUUUGAUAAGGCAUGCAGUUUUAGUACAGACUUCGGAAAUGCUGGGUUGGCAUGUACCUUGAGUUGGCUUGAGUUUGGGGCCCCUUCUCUCAAAUGCCUGGAGAAUGGGCAGAGAAUGGGCAAGCAGCCUUUUGCUUUGCAUGCACCUUUGGUACAAGUUAUACAGGUGGGUUAAAUGUCUGCAAUUGAGAUACUCGGUUGUGUAACCCUAGACAGAAUAAUGGAGGGACAAAAGUUAUAAAAGAAAGCAUGUGGCAGUUUCACUGUCAGUGUAUCUUGAUCUUCCUUGUGUUAAGCCGAUUCUCCUUCCAAAGGAAUAGAGGCAGGUCACCACAAACCACAAGAGGAUUAAUCAGAGGAUCUAGUAAUUGAUUCAGUAAUCCACUAAGCAGAGGAUUUUUGAACCCUUUUGAACAAGAUGAGGUCACUGAGCAACUGUGCUGGUUAUUUUUUAUAUCCCAUGCAUUGUCCUGUACCAGGUCAAUGUACCAGAGUUUGGGUUCUGUGCAAAAGCCUGAGUGCAGCUACAUCCCUUAAGCUUAAGAAUGACCAGAGGGAGGGUGAAGUCUGAUGCCCUGACCCAUGGGGGAACCCCAGUGCUACCAGCCUCUGCCACCUCAGGGAUGAAACUGUGUGGGCUGCCAUGGAUGGACCCGUGGAGGUUGCCCAUGUCUGUGUGCUACCCCUGUGGCAAGAAGGAUACCCCACAAUGCCCACUGAGGCUGUCUUUGGAGAGGUGUUGCUCUCCCAGAGGAAGAAUUCUGUCUCCUGCCAUCGGGGCAGGGACCACAGGUAGGGACGUAACACAGCUCCUCUCAUCAAAAAACUCUGUUGUUUUAUUAAUGCAUUGGAAAAAAAACACCCGAAAAACCAAAACGCCAAUUCUUUCCCUUUGAUGACCUUUAACAGCAAUGUGAGAAAUACAUCCAAAGGAUGCUUGCCUUGGUCUGAUGACUGUGUAGGCACUCAGUUUGCUGAUAUCCAGAGCUGACUCAGCAUCCCGAGCUAGCUAAGAUCAUCUGAGCAACAUAUCCGUUUUCCAGGUGCUCUCCUCUCUGGAUGGUGUGUAUAUUAGAGCCAGAAUGUGUACUUCGCCUUUGGGGAGCAUAAGCAAAAUAAAUCCCUCCCCUUGUAUGUUUGAACCUUUCAUGGCAGCUUUUCUGUAAGCCUGGGACAAGGGCAUGAAAUUGCCUUGCCCUGUGCUGUGUUAUUAAUGGAUGGGAAUCACUAGGUAGGUUAUGCAGCCAUCAGAAGCUGUAUACACAUAUAUAUAUAAUAUUUUUCCUGGUUAUGUACACUUUAAAUAAAACUUAUGUUAAAUAGCAGGGUAUUACUUUGUAUCUCAAAACCUAUUGCAACAGAAGAACUCCAAGGAAACCCACUCUGAAGAGCUUCACCAUCAUUAUCAGCAGCCCUGGGGAUUGGAGCAGCAUCCUCUAGUCCCUGACAGAUCCGCUUUGUGAGGGCAGCCCUUCAGACUUCCUCCACUCUGCCAGGCGCUGCUUGAACCAUUUCUGGAGGAAAGAAAAGAGAAAGAGAUUGAGUGCACUGGGCUGAGUGAACCUCUAAAUAACCUUGCUAAAGGUGCAGAUGUGGUCAGCACAUGGGACCAGGUGAGGGAAACUUGUGGUUCUGCUAUCUGAAGCAAGGUGCUGCACUGUUUCUAGGCAGUAUAGGCACCAGGAGAGCUGCUUCUGACCAAAUAAAUGGUCUUGUUACUGAUGUGUUCACCUCUUUCAAACUCAUUUCUCUUGCACACUUCAGACCUUGACAGUAUUGGUAAGUUCUCAUUUUGUUGCUGUGAGCCCCAAGUUUUUCUUGC
Molecule: messenger RNA, 4238 nt
Organism: Melopsittacus undulatus (budgerigar)
Lineage: Eukaryota; Metazoa; Chordata; Aves; Psittaciformes; Psittaculidae
Gene: ARL9
Product: ARF like GTPase 9
Exons: 13
Coding region: 22-1878 (618 amino acids)
Molecular function (GO): GTP binding; GTPase activity
Source: RefSeq, a predicted model, not a curated record